Messenger RNA from Penicillium pulvis, 651 nucleotides. Its product is annotated as Eukaryotic translation initiation factor eIF-5A. NCBI's taxonomy places the organism in Eukaryota, Fungi, Ascomycota, Eurotiomycetes, Eurotiales, Aspergillaceae. The record is from RefSeq and is a predicted model, not a curated record. The transcript is spliced from 5 exons. The coding region runs from base 1 to 651 and encodes 216 amino acids. Gene Ontology annotation, biological process: positive regulation of translational elongation; positive regulation of translational termination. Gene Ontology annotation, molecular function: ribosome binding; translation elongation factor activity; RNA binding.
AUGGGCGGCCUACCUCGACUGGUAGAUGGCGACCAAGCCCCCCACCACAAAGCCUUUUUUCUGUCUUUUUCUGUUAAGAAAUCUCCUCUUCUCUCCCUUCUCUUCACCCCCCAUUCUCUUGUUUUUCUAUACUCCUCACUCAACUCCCAUUCAUUCACCAUGUCCGCUGAAGAGCUUGACGUUUCCUUCGACUCGGCUGAUGCCGGUGCGUCGACCACCUUCCCUAUGCAGUGUUCCGCUCUGCGCAAGAACGGUCACGUCGUCAUUAAGGGUCGCCCUUGCAAGAUCAUCGACAUGUCCACCUCCAAGACUGGCAAGCACGGUCACGCCAAGGUUCACCUUGUCGCCACCGAUAUCUUCACCGGCAAGAAGCUUGAGGAUCUGUCUCCCUCCACCCACAACAUGGACGUUCCCCACGUCCUGCGUCGCGAGUACCAGCUUCUGGACAUCAGCAGCGAUGGUUUCCUCUCCCUGCUGACCGAUGACGGUGAUCUCAAGGACGAUGUUAAGGUCCCCGAGGAGGGAUCCGAUCUUUUCAAGAAGCUGAAGACCCUGCACGAUGAUGAAUCCAAGGACGUCAACGUUAUCGUCCAGACCGCCAUGGGUGAGGAGGCCGUCAUCGAUGCCAAGGAGGCUCCCAAGUCGGGUUAA